AUGAGGUUGGUUUCUGCUCUCGCUGUGGUAAUACUCCACGUUGCGGGCGCUCUCGCCUCGACAUGUUGCAACCAGCUUCAACAACAACUCGGCGAUAACCUCAGUUUUCCCAAUGAUGCGACAUAUAACGCCACGGUGUCUAGCUUUUGGUCAAUGCAAGAGUCUGGACUGCGACCAGCCUGUGUGCUACGACCUGCCACCGUCCUAGAGGUUUCCAAGGCCUUGGAAAUUCUCAGCGGCAAUGUCGAAUGCGAGUUUGCCAUCAAGGGAAGAGGUCACGCUCCAGCAGCAGGAUUUGCCAACGUGAACGGCGGGGUUCUGAUUGACUUGGCGACCUUGUCUUCUGUAUCCCUCAACCAGGACUCAUCAGUGGCAAGUGUCGGCGCUGGCGCAAAAUGGCUCGACGUCUACCAGCACCUCGAUGGGUCCGGAGUGCAGGUAGCAGGUGGUAGGAAUGGCAACGUCGGCGUUGGUGGACUAUUGCUGGGCGGAGGAAUAUCGCAUUUCACUACCAAAGUUGGCUGGGGUAGCGAUAACGUCGUCAACUAUGAGAUUGCACUGGCCAAUGGAACGAUCAUCAACGCAGACAGGACUCAUUAUUCAGACAUGUUCCACGCGUUAAAAGGAGGAGGUAACAAUCUCGGCGUCGUCACACGAUUCGAUCUUGCGACGUUCCCACAAGGCGAUAUAUCCACAACGACCAUCACGUACAACAUAUCUCAGAGGGCUGACGUCUUUGAAGCAUUUACCAAGCUACUUGAGUCACCCAAGUACGAUCCAUUGGCGUCGCUAAUAACCAGUCUCCUCUAUCGUUCAACAACCAAAACAUGGACAUUGAGUUCCUCUGCAGUCUAUACUAAGCCAGUGACCCAGCCCGCAUUUUAUGCCGAUCUCUUUGCAAUUCCGCAUGAGACUCUAGUUAACAAUAUAACGUCCUUGGCAGAGUAUGCGGAUGAGAAAGAUACAUUUUCCUUUAAUUGGAAUUUCGCGACGACAACCCUGAAGCCAUGUGCCGAAAAUUUGCAAAAGAUGUUCGACACUUUAAAUGAUACAAUUUACUCUUUCAACCCAGAAGGUGGCGUGACUUGGAGCAUCGCCCUCGAGCCUUUGGUUGCAGCCAUGUUACCAAAUUCCGGAGAUACAAAUAUACUUGGUUUGGAGCGUGCGUAUCCUGGCUUUGUUGUCCUGAUCUCCGCUCUGUGGCCAAAUUCGACUGCCAACUCCGAGGUCGAAGCCAAAGCUCAAUCGGUUUUGUCGGCAUGGGAGGCCGAUGCCAAGUCAAAGGGGCUUUUACAAGAUUUCCAAUAUCUCAAUUACGCUGCUCCUCAUCAAAAGCCGCUACACUCCUAUGGCAAAGAUGAGUUUGACUUUUUGAAAUCAACUAGCGAGAAAUAUGACCCUGGAAGGAUUUUACAAAGGAACGUAGGAGGUUUCAAGCUUUAA
This is a messenger RNA of Clonostachys byssicola, 1443 nucleotides long. The record is from the annotation of a GenBank genome assembly. NCBI's taxonomy places the organism in Eukaryota, Fungi, Ascomycota, Sordariomycetes, Hypocreales, Bionectriaceae.